Molecule: messenger RNA, 3652 nt
Organism: Erpetoichthys calabaricus (reedfish)
Lineage: Eukaryota; Metazoa; Chordata; Cladistia; Polypteriformes; Polypteridae
Exons: 5
Coding region: 161-838 (225 amino acids)
Biological process (GO): negative regulation of T cell proliferation; immune response; positive regulation of T cell proliferation
Cellular component (GO): external side of plasma membrane
Source: RefSeq, a predicted model, not a curated record
CUCAGUCGGGUGAGUGGAUGGACGGAUCGACAAGUGCAAUAUGCUCCAUCUAAAGUAUUAUUAGAAAAGAAUAGAUUUCCCCUAGUUUGUUUCGAAAUAAGUAAAACAUAACAUUUCCUCCAAACUCUUACAAGCAGAAAAGUUGUUUGAAGUUAUAAUUAUGAACCUGAAACGCUUCUCCUUCUUUUGCACGCUGAAUUAUCACUUGAUACUUUUGUCAGUCAUUUUUCUUCCCCAGACAUGGAGCAUUAAGGUGACAUGUGAUCCAGUUAACCAGACUGCUAUCGUGAACGAUAUUGCUGAACUUACCUGCAAAAUGAACACCUUAGAGGCAGAAGAAGUUACAAGAAUUGUCUGGACCAACAAAGUCGAUGAUAUCAUUUAUAACUACGUUCCCAAUAGGCAUCAUCUCGGAAGAAACAAAAGAGAGAAAAGUAGAUUCAGCGUAAAUGAUGAAAGUUUUAAAAAUGGGCAGAUAAUGCUCAGGAUCACUGAUGUCAUGAUGUCGGAUGGUGGGGUCUAUUACUGUACAGUAAUAACAGAGGAAGAGUUUCUUACUGAAAGUGUAAAUCUUCUAGUAAAAGAUUUAGCUCCCCCACAUGAAGAAGAUCAUGAUAUUGCUGAUGGACCCAAGAGGAAUGAUAACAUCAUCAUUGGGGUUCUUGUGUUUGGAAGCAUGCUUGUUAUCGUUAUUGCUCUUGCUUUGUACAAAUAUCUGAAAAUCAAAAAUGAAAAAGCAAAACAUUCUUCUUUCAUUAAAGUAAACAAUCCAUUUCUCUUACAUUUACUGAAACCAUCCAUCCACUCACCCAUUGCUGAACCUGCUCAUUCUGUUUAGUGAAGCAGGGAGGCUGAGCACAUUCUUAUAGAAGCAGGCAUAAGAUUGGAACAAAACCAGCACAAGAUGGCAGACAAUGUAGAGCUCACUCACAAACCCAUUCACCUCUGGGUGUUCGAAAUCUUCUGUUAAGGCAAGGCAUCAAUAUCUUUCUUGUUAUAAGACAAAAACAAAAGGAUCCAAAGAAAACCUUCUAAGGAUAUAGGUGAAUGUACAAACUGCAUAGGCACCAUGACUAGGGUAAGAUACAAAGCUAGUCCCUCAAAAUUGUAAGGCAGCAAUGCUAAUCACUAUGCUGCCAUAAAGCCAAAGAGGUCAGAGAUAUAUUCAGUAUAAUGUAAAUUUAUGAAACACCAACAAUCGUCUGGUCAUAGGUUAGAAGCCUUGGUACAAAUGUUUCCAUGAAUGGUCCUUAGCUAAAAUAUCCAACAAACUUAUUUUAAUAUCCAACAGAACUACAUCUGUGCUACUGAGACACACAGUUCAUUUUAAAGAAAAAAACACAAAAAACACCCAAGGCUAUUACUCAGAUAAAAAUGCUUGAGGCAUAAAAAUAGGAAAAUAAGCUAUAGUACCUCACCAAAAAGAGAAAAAAGAAAAAAAAAUUGUAAACAAAAAAAGAAAUACAAGGCUACUCUUUAUAUUUACAACCUGCACAGCACCUAAAACGAUGGAUGCUGAGUGGAAAAUAGAGAUAGAAAUGACAAAUGUUGGGGUGGUAGUGGUGGUGAGAAUGAUGUGCAUAUCUUAUUGUUUUCAUAUGGAAGUGACAAAUUAAAAAAAUAUUUUGAAUUUAAAUAACAGUGAAAUUAAAGCUUUUUCACAAUCGAUUUGACACAUUACUCACAUCAGAAAUGUCAGGCUCACAACUGGUAAAGCGUUUCACAAAGCAGUUAAUGUAUUUCUCAAAGCAGCAGCAUCCUGUGCGUUAGGCCUUAAAACAAUUAAAGCAGUUACUACAUGCAUCAAAAUGCCCAAAGUCGAACAGUCGCUUCAACACCUUCGCUCAAAUGCUUAGAUCCCUUUCAUUAUUCAGAAAAAUGUAUGCCUUAUUACUCUUUCCGUUCAUCCAAACGAUAAUGGUGGUAAAUGGAACAAAGGUGAAAGCAAUAAUACAAAGAUAUUAUAACAUAUAAGAACAUAUUUAGAUUGGAUAGAACUUUAUAUGGCCCCCAAAGAAAGAAAGAAAUUUAGUGUGUUUGCUUAAAUGUAUUGACCAUAUUUUAAAAAACAUUAAACCAUUACAUGAAAUAAACAUAAAAACAGUCAAUUUUACUCAAAACUGAAACAUUGCAAUAUACGUUACUGUAGACAACAGGAGUAGCAUGGCAUAAUAAUGCAACAGAUCAAAUUAAAUAACUACUGCACAAAUGCAAUAGGAAUGGACUCCUUCAGGGGGCAUUCAUUCCCUCUCCUGAGAGACAAUCACGCCUUAUGUUUUGUCUCUCAAGCCAUUUCGGUUAGGGGGUUGGUUUAUUGCAUGCUGACCCACCCAUGGCAAGCAUCAGGUGUUAUGAACUCUCUUCUAGUAGGGAAAUAUGGACAUGAAUCUGGUGCUUACAGACCCCUCCACCUCUGCAAUGGAAACUUCUCAGUGUGGUUGAGGAAAGGUGAAUAUGGUGGCAGGAACAUCAUGAGCAUCCCUAGAUGAGGGUCAGACUAAUCUCUUAAUGCGAUUAAUGAGUGAUGAGAUCAGACAUUGUUCAUGAAAACAACAAAAUUUGGCAGGUUUUGUCGGACCACUCCUCUCUCAGUCUCAGGAAUGAUGGCAUUGACUAACCAACCCAAGAACACCAGAAGCUAAUCUGAAUUGCAGGGACAAAUAUUAUGGAGCCCACUGUAUUCAGAUACUGUAUAGCAGUACACAUGCGGUCAACAUGCUGUCCUGGUACAUCCACUGUGGCCUUGUGCCCUGUGAUUUUCCUGCCAGACUUUGGUGAGGAUGAUACCUGCCUCAUCUAUGUACACAAUUGAGUCUGGGAUGUCACUGAUUUCCAGCUCCAACACCCUCUGGAAAAUUAUGAAGAAUAACACAAGUAAGUCCCCAAACAUAUUCUGAUAUUGUAGCUUCACAUUAAAAUUGAAAUAUGACCGACUAUUGUUGGCCAUUCUUAGACUGUUGUUGACUACAUGGUCAACAAUGGCAGGUCACAUUUCAAUAAGCACUCUGGAAUUCUUUGACCUCUUCUCCCUCUUGUCUCUGCCUCCUCCCCACCCUCCAUGUCUACCAUGCAUUUGUGCACCCCUUCCUCACACAAAUCCUUGCGCUUUUCGUCAAACAGCGGCCUACAACUUAUUGAGCUCACUGACAAAAGUACAAACAGUUUGAUGAGUUUGUUAUUGUGUGGCGUAUUGACAAAUGUUUUUAAAGUUGUGCAAUAUGUGUCUAAGACUUCAUGAACUGCUGUGAGAAUGAUGUUUCUGUUGUGACAAAUGUGCUAAAGCUAUCGUGAAAAAACAAACAUAAUAUAAAUGAAAUAAUAAUAUCAGUAUAACUAGAAAGUAUAUAAGUGGGAUUAGCAUGAAAUGGGAAAAGUGUGACUUCUUAUUGGCUGUAAUUAAGAAGACUUCUGAGAAUGUUACAUAAUUUGAAUUGUUAGCAUUUUACCCAAUAUAGAACUAUUUAAUUAAAUAUGUAGUGGAAUAGUUAAGAAUAAUUAUUUCAAUUGUUGCAUAUAUUCUAUCUAUAACUCAUGAUUGUUUAAUAUAUCAGUUUAUUGAAUGAAAUAUUACUUGUUUUUUUUUUCUUUUGAGUGAAAAGCUAAAGACACUAUAUGUGCUUAUAAAUUAUAGUGGAUGUUUCACUUGGAAAUC